Molecule: messenger RNA, 264 nt
Organism: Ostertagia ostertagi
Lineage: Eukaryota; Metazoa; Nematoda; Chromadorea; Rhabditida; Trichostrongylidae
Source: the annotation of a GenBank genome assembly
AUGGCCGACGACACGACUUUCAAUUUCUGGAAUGAGGUUGACUUAACGGUCGCUUUUCAUCCAUCCUUUGGCAACAACAACGCUAACAACUGGUGGAGCCUUGACGUGGGCUUGAAGGCUGCGGAGAGAGUAGUCAACUUAUUCGAAGAAAAGUACAAGAACGACACUCUGGUGCAAGCAGCUUGGGCAUAUUUCGGUGACGGAGUGGGUUUGAACGUUCGAUCAACCAAGCAAAUUAUGAUCUCAUCAAUAUUGAACUAUUGA